CAGAAGAGAAUCAUACUAAACAAAUUUUAAAUACGUAACUAGUUUAAGAGAAAAAGUUUACUGUACACAAGAGUCUAUAAAUAUACAAUAAGUUGAUGUAAGAAAAAAAAAGUGUUUAAGAAGUGUCUCCGAAGAUAACGGUGUGCUCUUAACUGAUAACCACGACACACCCAGCCGUAAACUUUAUGUUCCUUAUCUCCUACUAUCCUUUAUUAAACUUUUAUAAUUUUCACAAGAGGGUAAAUGUGUUUUCCGCAUUGGAGACGGCAGCGAAAGGAAAUUAAAGCCCCUCCCCACGCCCCCCACCCUGCAGCCCCGUGUCCCCCCCGCUGCCGGGGAGCCCCUUGGAUGCGGCUCUUCCACCUUUCCGGAAGACUUUCCCAUUUCAUCCAUCCCACAUCCCAAAAGCGCUGCCUGGGGGGCUCUGCCCCGCCCAGCUCACCUGGAGGGUGGGAUUGCAGGUGCCUGUGCCAGCCAGCGCCGCGCAGGUCCUGGGCUCCGCCUUGGAGCCACCCUCCCGCGGUGCCGGAGCCACCCGCGCUCCUCAUCCCGGGAGGAAGGCUGCCUGUUAAAAACCCGUGGGCUCUCCAUCCCAGCCCGGCCUGUGGGAUAACCGCAUGCCCCGGGGCUGUAAUUUCCCAGGUUUAUAUUUAGCGGAGCAGGGAUAUAAAAGGGGAUGCUGCCGGAGCCGCGGCUGUCCCUCUCGGCGCCCAUGGACACCUCGUACCCGCGGGACGAGCGGCCAAGCCCCAAGCGGGGGCCGCCCCCCGCGCCCCGCGACCACCUGCUCUGGGCCAUCUUCAACACCCUCUACAUGAACUUCUGCUGCCUGGGCUUCGUGGCGCUCGCCUUCGCCGUCAAGGCUCGGGAUCGGAAAGUGUCCGGGGACGUGGAAGCUGCUCGGCACUUCAGCUCCAAGGCGCGGUGCUACAACGCCCUGGCCACGGCGGGCAGCGUGGUGCUGCCACUGCUGCUCGGUGCCCUCAUUGUCACCGGUGUCAUCCACCUCUCCAAGCUGGCCCACGAGUCCGUCGGCUUCUUCACCUACCAGUUCAGCGGCAGCGACGACGAGGACCAGUGACCCGGGUGAAGGCUGGUGGCACCUCCUCUGCGUCGCUGGUGGCCCCCCCAAAAGGCCACCACCCCCGUCGGCCACCGCACUGCCCAACCCCAGUUAUUUUGUUUAUCCUGUGGCAUUUUUCGCCUCCUGUUAUCCCGUGUGGAGCCCCAGCUUCUGUGCUCGCUGUUCAAAUCAUUAAACGCUUCACACAGCGCGAAUUUCUGUGCGUGGGAAGGGGCAGGGGGGUGCCAAAGGGAAAACAUAAAUUGGGGAUUUUGGCUCUGAUGGGGCUCCCGGCAGCCAGGAGACACCAUUGUUCCCACAGCCCUUAGGGCCACCUUUGGCCCCAGGAUGGCGGAGGGGAGGAAGCAGAGAUGUUCCUGGGCCUCUGGGAUGAAGCAAAGGGGGUGUCCCCUCCCCUCCCCGCCCCGCCCCAAAUGGAGCUGAGACCUGCAAACUCAUUACAGCAACACCGACAUCCCCAGCCAGUCCCAGCCAGGACAGCGGGCAGCUGGGAAGCACUCCCAGUGCUCCCUGCUCUCCGUGCCUGGGCUGGAGACAGCUCAUUUUGGGACUAAAGGACCCCUUUUUGGAGGCUAAACCCCCUUUACUGCCAACCAGCCGUGGCUCAGCCAGGGCUGUAUCCCAGCCCCAUGCCAAUCCCAAUCCCGGUGCAGCGCACAGGGCUGGGGACAGCACGGUCCCUUUGUCGUGCCAAGAGCUGCCGCUAAUUAGGGGCGGCUCUGAUGAGGCUGGAGCAGGACCCGAGUAAUUACAGAGCAGCGGGACAGUCCCUGCUCCAGCCCUAAGCAUUCCCAGCUGCCUCGGGGCCCGGAGCAGCCGCGGGGCUUUUUAUAAACCGGGCCGAGAUUCCUGGGGUUGGCUUGGCCAGGACAGACCCCUCGGGGCAGGGAACGCCUUCGGCAUUCCCUGCUCCCACCCAGGGCUGCUCGGCACCGGGACGGGGAGGGGACGAGGCUGUGCAGCCCAGAGCCAGGGGCUGGGGGUACCGUGCCCACCCUGGGCAGGCACCGGAAUUCCUUGGGAUUCCUGGAACACCAUAAACCGCGCCCCAGAGCAAACCCAGAGCAGGCACGGGAAAACGCUGCCCGUGUCACCAUCUGA
Molecule: messenger RNA, 2185 nt
Organism: Motacilla alba alba
Lineage: Eukaryota; Metazoa; Chordata; Aves; Passeriformes; Motacillidae
Product: interferon-induced transmembrane protein 5-like
Exons: 2
Coding region: 677-1081 (134 amino acids)
Biological process (GO): bone morphogenesis; bone mineralization
Cellular component (GO): plasma membrane
Source: RefSeq, a predicted model, not a curated record